CCCAAUCAGAGUCACUGGCGCUAAAUGUGAAUGAAUAAUAGUAUUAUUUUGUAUCUCAUUUAUGCGACGUACACAUAACACACUAUGUUGGCAUUCCUGUGGUGUACCUGCAGCAGCGAACCUGGUGCUUGGUCAGGAAUGAGCGACUGAAAACGCAUCCGCCCACUUGUUUCCUCCACAGGUAGAUGACAGGUGUUAUGCAUUUGUCGUGGUAUUUCAGGCUCUAGACUGAUGUGCAUAAAAGAUGAGCACCGCACCAAAAAAUGAGACUCCGGCCAAAGGUUGGGUUAAGUUUGAAGAUGAGGAAACGGGCAGCGAAAAGUCUGCUUCUAUUCAGCAGGAGGAUGAGAACGGAGGAAAAUCAGAGUACAAUGGCGCAGUGAUUACUGCAGAAACAUCACACAUAGAUUUGGACAGGAGUAGGAGUUCUGAAGUUGCCAUUACCGUGCCAGAAAGUGCUGGUGCCAACCCAAUCGUGCUGAGCACCAUCGACCUGAAUUCAGGAGGCACACUCACAAAUGGCGCAGGUUCGAUUCCCAUGUCAGAAACAAUCAGACAGGGCUUUGUGAACGGUGACAUCAUUGUGACUCUGCUGCCGGUCAAUACCAAGUGGCCUUGGAUCACGCCAGCCAAGUUCCGUCCUGAACUAGUCCCCGAAGAGCUGAUGGCUCAAGGGCUCACUUUAACCGUUGAGGAUUACGUACAAAUUAUGGAGCUGCUGACCAACGAUUUCCGAUUCACCAUGUACAACAUUUGUUACAAAAGAGUACUGUCCCUCUGGGUCAUACUCGCGUUUUCCAUUCUCUUGGUGCUCCUUUUUUCCGGAGUAACAGGUCUCACACUAUUCGGCCUAGGGGUUUUUUGGAUCUUUGUCAACGCCUUUGCAGUGGUUCUUUGCAUUUGGAUGAAAAUCAAGCUGAAUCACAAUUUGGAACACUGCUUAGCGUCUGUGAAUAGACACCUGUUGCGGCACAAAAUUCUUCUCGGACUGGAUGACAGGGGGAAGCUGUCGUGCCACAAAGUGAACCUCUGCUUCAUUUAUUUUGAUACUUCAGAGUGCGUGAAAAAGCUUCAGGAAGUGAUCGAUGGUGAGGAGCGGAUUGGCAGGGUCGUCGGCCGCGAGGAAACUGCCGAAGAGCGGCGAAAGAGGGUGCAGCUGCAGGAACGCAUGGACAUUGAUGACAGCGACAUCAUUAUCCAGGGUGCUAACACCACGCGGCUCUCCAGAAAACAAGCUAAGGGCGAGCGAGUGAUGUUGCGCUACCUUCAGCGCUGGGCCAAAGACUUUUUGCGCCGGCGCCUCGAUUGGACGCUGGACGAGAGCGGAGGCAACCCGGCAAGCCCGCGGCACCUGAGUCGGGCGCUGUGUCCGUGCCAGUACAUGGAGGAGUACUUGCGCAACAAACCAACAGCCGCAGCCCACCACACCCACGCUUUCUGCCCAUGUUGUUCCCUUUGGUGUGCCCAGCAGGGCAUCGAUUAGCUCUCCGCAAGGCGCCGAACGAACACUCUGCUGCUGCCAUAAUUUAAUUAGCGCAAUAUGUGUGUGCACACUUUGUCGGCGUCACGAUUUGUUUGUUUUGAUUUUGUCUUUACACACCUCUAACUGGUCCUGCAUGCUUCUUUGAGCUGUGCCUUUUUGUGUUUCACAUAGUCUUUGCUUGUUUAAUCAUAUCUGAACAGGAACACUGCGCAGCUUAAGUGAGAACGUUACUAACAAGAUCCUCCCGCCCCUAAAAUAUUUUUUUGCAUCAAACGUGUACACUUCUGUGAUGGAAACAUGAACCACCAGUUAAAAUUUUCUAUCUAGCAUUGCUUUCGAGUUAAGGACUGAUUUUUCAUUAGAGGAUUUAAAAAAUCUGAUAUUUGUUUAAUUGCUGUGAUUUUUGGCGUUGCAACUUCUCUUGAAGAGUUGAAUCGAUCGGUGGUUUCAUGAAAGUCGGCAUGUCUGAUGCAAAAUUAAAUACUUUAAAUUUUGGAAGGUAUGCGGGGGUUCCUUUUAAUUUAAAAUUGUACAUUCUCGGCUCUUUUUGACUUAAUUUUAUCACUGCUACAGGGAAAACUGAUUCUUUGUUCUCUUUAUCUUAUUAUUUAAUAUUUAUUAAUUUGAAAAUCUUGUUUUAGUUAAAAUGACUUAAUUUUUAUUUUCCUUGUGUGUUCCAACUCACAUCACAAGACUUGGGAAUUUUAGUCGUGUUUUCACGCUCUAAAAUUAAACUAGCUCUAUUUUUAUUAAGAAAAGGUCAAUUUUUCAAUCCUAGGGAGUAAAUAGUGUUUGAGUUAUACAAUAUUUGGACCACUCCAGGCGCUUUAUUCAUAGCCAAAACAAGCAGAAAAAUUGAUAUUUUUAAGAGACAAGAUGACUCAGAAAAUGCUGUUUUUUAACGCAUUUUUUUGUAAAAAUAAAAACAUUCUAAACACCUUUACCCGCACUUAAUUAAUUAACUAUUUAUGCACCUAAGCAGUCAGUUUUUUUUAUUUUUGGUCGUUAAAUUUGGUUUAUUUUAGCCUUAUUAACGAAUCAGAAUUUGAAUGUAUUUUUCCUCUCUAUAGAGAUAAUCCACCGAAAUUCCCAAGUGUAAUUGGACAUGACUCCAGUGACAAACGCAUGCAUUUCUUGGUGUUGGUGAGGUCGGGAGCAUUGGCCAAUCUGACCACGUCUUGUGUCUCUGUGGUGGCAGGGGAGGGCUGAGAUG
This is a messenger RNA of Cloeon dipterum, 2696 nucleotides long. Its product is annotated as transmembrane protein 268. NCBI's taxonomy places the organism in Eukaryota, Metazoa, Arthropoda, Insecta, Ephemeroptera, Baetidae. The transcript is spliced from 9 exons. The record is from RefSeq and is a predicted model, not a curated record. Bases 245 to 1483 code for a protein of 412 amino acids.